AACGCUGCGUCAAAAGUCAAUGCUCACAGAGCUUUCGCGAUCUGUUUGACAGAUACCAAUUCCCUUUUCACAUUGGAUAAUCGGCGAAGAACUACGAAAUACUGAUUUUGUCUUUCGACGAACUAUCCUAAACUUAUUGAGAGAAGUCGAUUGAAAAUGGCAACAUUUAGUGCAGUCCGUGCGAUCCUGAAUCCAGGAAAUCGUGUAUUCUUGCAUCAUGCCUUUAACAGCAAAGGAGGCGCUCUAUCACAAUUGUAUAAAUUCCAACCGAUUUGCCAAUCACGAUGCUAUUCCGACAAAAGAGUGUUCACUCGUGAUAAGCCACAUUGUAACGUCGGUACGAUUGGGCACGUUGACCACGGAAAGACAACAUUGACCGCAGCUAUUACGAAGGUGUUGAGUGAAAAAGAUUUGGCCGAGGUAAAAGAUUACGACGAAAUUGAUAAUGCACCAGAGGAGAAAGCUCGUGGUAUCACAAUUAAUGCUGCACACGUUGAAUAUGCCACCGAAAAACGGCAUUACGGUCAUACCGAUUGCCCUGGUCACGCCGAUUUCGUCAAAAACAUGAUUACUGGUGCCUCGCAAAUGGACGGAGCAAUCUUGGUUGUUGCCGCCACCGAUGGUGCUAUGCCACAGACUCGUGAGCAUUUGAUUUUGGCUAAACAAAUUGGAGUAAAACACAUUAUCGUUUACAUCAAUAAAGUCGAUGCUGCUGAUUCGGAGAUGGUUGAUUUGGUUGAAAUGGAAAUUCGUGAGUUAAUGAAUGAGAUGGGCUUUGACGGUGACAAUUUGCCAGUUGUCCGUGGAUCGGCAUUGAAUGCAUUGGAAGGCAAAAAUCCUGAACUUGGUUCCGAAUCAAUUAUGCAACUGUUGAAAGAAAUUGACAACUAUAUUCCAACACCUGAACGUGAUUUAGAUAAACCUUUCUAUAUGGCAAUUGAGCAUGUUUUCUCGAUUCCAAAUCGUGGCACAGUGUGCAGCGGUUUGCUCGAACAAGGUGUCAUUAAGAAGGGAAACGAUUGCGAAAUUAUUGGAUACAACAAAACAUUAAAAUCAACAGUUACCGGUGUUGAGAUGUUCCAUCAGCUGUUGGACCAAGCCCAGGCUGGCGAUCAAUUGGGAGUAUUGGUUCGUGGUGUGAAACGUGAUGAUAUUAGACGUGGUAUGGUUUUGUGCAAACCAGGAACACACAAAAUGAGCGAUCACGUUGAAGCCCAAGUCUACAUCCUCAAGAAAGAAGAAGGUGGCCGAUCCAAACCAUUCGCUUCAUUUGCGUUGAUGAAUCUGUUCUCCAAAACAUGGGAUUGCACCGCUCAAAUUCUAGUACCAGAAGGUUCAAUUGUAAUGCCGGGCACACAUGCAAAACUCACAUUGAAGCUUAUCAAACCAAUGGUAUUCGACAAAGGUCAACGUUUCACGAUUCGUGAUGGCAAAGUCACUGUCGGAACUGGAGUAGUAGUUGGCACAAAUAAACCUCUCACAGAAGACGAACGUAUUGAAGUGUUGGGCGGCCGAAAAGCCAGAGAAAAGAAAGCAAAGAAAGAGGCCGAAAAAGCAGCCAAAUCCGCCGCAAAGAAAGGAAAAUAAACAUUUUAAUUGUUAUAGAUGUAUCAUUUAUUAUUGACAGUUUCAGCAUUUAAUGUCAACGCCAUUCGAAUGUAUUUGUGGUAAAAUAAAAUCAACUGCGAAAUUUUAGGUUAUUAUAAA
Molecule: messenger RNA, 1707 nt
Organism: Sitodiplosis mosellana (orange wheat blossom midge)
Lineage: Eukaryota; Metazoa; Arthropoda; Insecta; Diptera; Cecidomyiidae
Product: elongation factor Tu-like
Exons: 6
Coding region: 157-1587 (476 amino acids)
Biological process (GO): mitochondrial translational elongation
Cellular component (GO): mitochondrion
Molecular function (GO): GTP binding; GTPase activity; translation elongation factor activity
Source: RefSeq, a predicted model, not a curated record